AUGCUGGGAGGGCAGUGUCAGCUGGGUCCAGAGCUGCUGAGCUGGGGCAGCAGAGAGCUGGGCCACGAUGGGCAUGGCCGACCAGAGGCGAUCGCCAACGAGGAGGGCCCGCUGCGGCCGUUUGCACAGGGCUGCAUGGGGAAGGUGAAGCUGCUGGCUUGUGGAUCCAGUCACUCCGUUGUGUCUACAGAUGACAACAGGAUCUUUGCCUGGGGCAAUGGCACCAGUGGACAGCUGGGCGAUGGAGGGAAGACGGUUAAGGACCAACCGGUGGAAGUCAUCUUGCCAAAGCAACAGGCAGGCUUAGGAUGUGACCUACGUGUGGGUGGAGUCUCUGUUGUGGGAGUAGCCUGUGGAAGCAGACAUUCCUUCGUUUGGACCGACACUGGGCAGGCCUACAGCUUCGGGAACAACUUCUACGCUCAGCUUGGCUACGACUUCAAGAGGCCAGACUACAAGGAGAACCAGCUGACACCGCAUCUUUUCCGGACGCUUCCGGCUCCCCGCCUGAGGGUGGCCUGCGUGGCCUGCGGGGAACGACACACGGUCUUUGCGCUGGAGGACGGACGCGUGGCGGCGUGCGGGAUGAACGAAUACGGUCAGGUCGGCGGUGACUCCAGCGACUGCGUGGUCGUCCCCCGCUUCGUGGAUGGUUUGAGCCAUGUCUCUAAGGUCGCCUGUGGAGCCAACCACUGCCUGGCUCUGACAGGUGAAGGUGUAUUGUUCCAGUGGGGCUUUGGGAGCGCGUGUGGGAACUUCUCCGGGAACAUCCUGCGGCCGGAGGAAGUGAUGUCGUCGCCCUCCCCGGUGAGGGCCAUGGCUGCCGGAUCCUCCCACUGCUUGCUGCUCACUGGUAGGACGAACCGCGGCUCUCUCUUUCCCGUUGGUGAAUGUCAUGCAUCGUUUAUUCCCUGUACCGCUGCAGGACUGCAUGCGCAGUACACAUACUAAUAUGGUACACACUAAUAAACCAGUUUCUACACUCGUACUACGUAUGUGUGUGAAGACUUUCACGUAUAGCGCGGUGUGCUCCGUGACCUUAAUGAACUCUCCAGUGGGUGUAAAUAUUCAGUGUCUCGUGUGACGAGCACUCAAACCCCCUCCCUUCUCCCACACCACCAGCGACGCCGUAAAAACACUCACUCACGCACGGACACACACACACUCACACCCGUGCGCACACACACACACACACGUACACAAGGCAGGAUGACGUGGUAGUCUGAGUGCGUUCGGUGCCCGUCGGUUCCCCAUCCCUCAUGGCCCUCCCAGGCCCAUUGAGGCUGCGUAAACACAGGCUGGAGGCCACGUCUGCUCUUUCACCUUAACCGUGGAGAACUUCAAAGUGGCUUCUCCACGCGCGGCAGAUGAAUGCGCCCCUGUCUUCCCUGGCUGAUGUAUGACACCCCAGUCGCGGUCCUUCUCUCGACCGGUGUGUGUGUGUGUGUGUGUGUGUGUGUGUGUGUGUGUGUGUGUGUGUGUGUGUGUGUGUGUGUGUGUGUGUGUGUGUGUCUGUGUGAGGUUAGGACCGAGGCCCCCCCCCCCUCAGCCCCCAUCAUUGAGCCGGUCGGGGAGAGCAGGGGAGAAGACAACCAUUUGUUAGCUUAGCAGUGUCGGCGAAAACCGCGCCUUUAAUCCUGAAGGGACGAGAGCAUUAAUCCUUUUAAAAACAACACGUUGUUACGCGCCACUUUUCCUGUGUUGCUAAUUCCGUCCAUUAUUAACCCUAUUAAAAAGUGUAAUACAAUUUAAGUAGAGUGCUAAAAGUGGAUCAUUUGUUGCUCCGUUCCUUCAGAAUUAAUUCUCACUUUAUGAUCUAAAUGAUUUAACGGAAGGAGUUGCGCUGCUAAAUGAGGUUCUUAAACAGGCAUGCAUACAUUUACACACAUUAAUACCAGCCUUUACGAGCAGCCGCGGAGAUGUUUCUGUCAAAGUGGACACACACACCCAAUCACGCACGCUAAUGCACCCCUACACACACACACACACGGGAACACACACAGUAUGUAGUAUUUGCUCUUCUAAGUCCUGUAAUGUCCCUGGUUUGAUCCCCAGCUCCAUUCUGUCAUGAGGGAACAGAAAUAUCCAUCUCCAAUCAGACUUUAAUGAAUAGCCUGAUGAGUGUCGUGCUGAACUGAAUUACCAGAAAGAUGUAGGAAGUGUGUGGGUCCAUGUGUGUGUGUCUAUGUGUGUGUGGGGGGGCAUGUAUCGAUGUGUGUUUAUGUGUGUAUCCGUGUGUGAGUGCAUGUGU
Messenger RNA from Gadus morhua (Atlantic cod), 2251 nucleotides. Its product is annotated as ultraviolet-B receptor UVR8-like. The transcript is spliced from 7 exons. Lineage: Eukaryota; Metazoa; Chordata; Actinopteri; Gadiformes; Gadidae. The coding region runs from base 1 to 951 and encodes 316 amino acids. The record is from RefSeq and is a predicted model, not a curated record.